AUGACCUUUGUCUCUUCUAAUAUAGUAUUCAUCGCGCAAACAAAAGCCUCCUCCUCUUCAGGAGCAUCAUCUGCUUCAAGAAUCCCCAAACUCGCCGCAUCGUUGUUGUCGAGGUCGAGGACGACGACGAGCGUAAUAAUAAAACGACGACAAAAACGAAAUGAAUCUUUUUUGUAUUCAACGACGACUUCUUUAACGACAACAACGACAACGAGUGCAUCACAUUCAUCAACGCUGCCUCGACUUUUGUCUCUUCAAAAGCAUACGCUAGCAGACGACGGGGAAGGUGGUUCCUUUGUCUUCUCUUCGAGGAGACUGUUGUUCUCUAACGCAGGAAAAGCAUCAUCAUCAUCGAGUAGUAGUAGUAGUAGUAGUAGUAGUAAAAAAAAGAGGAGUCAAAACAAAAGGAGUCACCACAAAAAGACAAUCAAGUGCGAAAGCGAAACCCGAAUAGCGUCAGUGUUGACCUCUUUACCGCAACGCUUGGAUUUAUAUUUCCAACGACGAUCGUAUCGGAUGCUUUUAUGGAAAACUAUCUUUAUUUUUGUUGGUUUUUAUUUAGCUUCGGUGAUUACUUUAUCGUUUGGCGCGUUGGGCAUCAACGACGUCGUCGCCGGCGCGUUGUGCGUGUUCGUUUACGAGACGAUCACGAGGUGGUAUUAUAAAACGAGCAGACCUGGGAGGAAGUUGGAGUUUGUGAAUUGCUUCAAGUUAGGGCUGGUGUAUUCCUUAAUUGCAGACGCGUUCAAGCUAGGUUCGUAA
Molecule: messenger RNA, 762 nt
Organism: Bathycoccus prasinos
Lineage: Eukaryota; Viridiplantae; Chlorophyta; Mamiellophyceae; Mamiellales; Bathycoccaceae
Exons: 1
Coding region: 1-762 (253 amino acids)
Source: RefSeq, a predicted model, not a curated record